GGCGGUGACAGUAGCGGCAGUAGUAGUAGUAGCGGCAGCGGCAUCGGUAGUAUCGACGGUGGCAAUUGUAUUCCGGAUCCGCCUGUCGGCGAGGCGCCCAGCCUCCAUCUUCCGAACCCGGGCUCGCAUCUUGUCCGGCGACAAUGGCGGCAGAGCUCGAACAAUUCCAGCAACUCCUCAAUACGCUUCUGAGCACUGAUAAUGACGUGCGGGCUCAAGCCGAGAAAGCAUACAAAAAUUUACCAGUGGAAAACAAGGUUCAGUUACUGCUUCAAUUUAUUUGUGAUGGUUCCGUAACAGAAGAUUUACGAGGCAUGGCGGCAGUCUUGCUUCGUAGAUUAUUUUCUUCAGAAUUUGUAGAUUUCUAUCCAAAGAUUUCACCCGAAGGACAAGCGCAGUUGAAAGAGCAAAUUUUAUUAGCAGUUCAGAAUGAGCAGUCACCUAAAGUUAGGCGCAGAAUAUGCGAAGUCACUGCAGAAGUUGCUCGAAAUUUAAUCGACGAAGAUGGAAAUAACCAAUGGCCUGAAUUUCUUCAGUUCCUAUUUCAGUGUGUAAACGGUCCUAUACCAGCUCUAAAAGAAAGUGCUCUGUGUAUGUUCACGUGUGUCCCGGGAGUUUUUGGUAAUCAACAAGCAAACUAUCUAGAUUUAAUCAAGCAAAUGCUGCAACUCUCAGUUAACGAUUCAUCUAAUUAUGAAGUACAAUUUCAGUCAGUAAGAGCAAUUGGUGCUUUUAUAAUGCUUCAUGACAAAGAAGCUAAUAUACAAAAGCAUUUUUCCGAGCUUCUACCAUCAGUCGUAGUUGUUACAGCCCAAUCUAUAGAAAAGCAAGAAGAUGAUACUUUACUGAAGGUAUUAAUAGAUUUAGCUGAGUCAACUCCAAAAUUUCUAAGACCACAAUUGGAAAGCAUAAUGGAGAUGUGCAUGAAAGUCUUCUCCAAUGAAGAUAUGGAAGAUUCUUGGAGACAACUCGCGCUUGAAGUUAUCGUAACUCUAGCCGAGACAGCACCAGCAAUGGUUCGAAAGGUUGGUGGGAAAUACAUUUCAGCAUUGGUACCAUUGGUUUUGAAAAUGAUGACGGAUCUCGAGGAAGACGAGGAAUGGACUUUGUCAGACGAAAUUAUUGAGGAAGAUAAUGAUAUCAAUAACGUAGUAGCUGAAAGUGCUUUAGAUAGAUUAGCCUGUGGUCUUGGUGGUAAAACAAUGUUACCUCAAAUCGUUCAAAAUAUACCUUCGAUGUUGAGCAGCGCCGAUUGGAAGUAUAGACAUGCUGCUCUUAUGGCUAUAUCUGCUGUUGGUGAAGGGUGCCAUAAACAAAUGGAAGCUAUAUUACCACAAAUUAUGGAUGGAAUUAUGCAAUAUUUGCAAGAUCCACAUCCCAGAGUGAGAUACGCUGCUUGCAAUGCCGUCGGUCAAAUGUCCACUGAUUUUGCACCAACUUUCGAGAAAAAAUUCCACGAUGUCGUGAUUCCGGGACUAUUGCUGGUUCUCGACGACAACGCGAAUCCUCGAGUACAAUCACACGCAGGUGCCGCGCUCGUUAAUUUUAGCGAAGACUGUGCAAAAAAUAUCCUCAUGCCAUAUUUGGAUGCAAUUAUGGGAAAGCUUGAAUCUAUCUUGACAACCAAAUUUCAUGAAUUAGUUGAAAAGGGUACAAAACUCGUUUUGGAACAGGUGGUUACAACAAUUGCCAGUGUUGCCGACACGUGUGAAGAACAAUUUGUAAAAUAUUACGAUAGAUUAAUGCCAUGUCUCAAAUAUAUUAUUAAGAAUGCGACUCGGGAAGAACAUAAAGUGUUACGUGGCAAAACCAUCGAGUGCGUGAGUCUUAUUGGCUUAGCUGUGGGAACGGAAAAAUUCAUAGGAGAUGCAAAUGAAGUAAUGGACCUACUACUCAAAACACAUACUAAUCUUCCAGAAGACGAUCCACAACUCAGCUAUUUAAUAUCUGCCUGGGCUCGUCUUUGUAAAAUUCUAGGACAACAAUUUGAACAGUAUUUACCACUUGUAAUGGGUACUGUUUUACAAACGGCAGCAAUGAAGCCAGAGGUAGCUGUACUAGAUAAUGAGGACAUGGAGGACGUAGAGAGUGACGUCGAUUGGCAAUUUGUCUCGCUAGGUGAACAACAAAACUUCGGCAUUAAAACCGCGGGACUCGAAGAUAAAGCAUCCGCUUGUGAGAUGCUUGUGUGUUAUGCAAGAGAACUAAAAGACGGUUUUGCCGAUUAUGCUGAAGAGGUUGUACGGCUUAUGGUUCCCAUGCUCAAGUUUUAUUUUCAUGACGGGGUCAGAACUGCCGCCGCCGAGAGUUUACCGUGUCUUUUAGAUUGUGCUAAAAUUAAAGGUACACAGUACUUGGAAGGUAUGUGGAAUUACAUUUGUCCAGAUCUCUUGAAAGCCAUUGAUACAGAACCAGAAACAGACGUUUUGUUGGAAUUACUGUACUCCUUGGCCAAAUGUAUCGAGACUUUAGGCGCUGGCUGUUUAGGGCCACAAUCGAUGACAGAAUUAUUACGUAUUCUUGAUAAACUGUUGAACGAACAUUUCAAAAAAGCAUUUGCUCGAUUGGAAAAAAGAAAAGACGAAGAUUAUGAUGAUGUAGUCGAGGAGCAGCUCGUUGACGAAGACAACGAAGAUCUAUACACAUUGAGCAAAAUAACCGACAUAUUCCACGCACUCUUUAUUACCCAUAAGUCCACCUUUUUCCCCUACUUCGAUCAACUGGUCGGUCACUUCGUGAAGCUGCUGGCACCCAGCAGGUCCUGGUCAGAUCACCAGUGGGCCCUUUGCGUCUUCGACGACGUGAUCGAGUACGGUGGCCCCGAGUGCGCCAAAUACCAAGAGUUCUUCCUACGGCCAAUGAUUCAGUACGUGUCGGACAAGUCAGCGGAGGUCAGACAGGCGGCAGCCUACGGUUGCGGUGUACUCGGUCAAUGCGGGGGCGAGGCUUUCGCCCAGGCGUGUGCCGAGGCGCUACCCAGGCUUAUGGAGGUUAUCAACGAUCCGGAGUCGAGAGCGGCUGAAAAUGUCAAUCCCACGGAGAAUGCCAUCUCUGCAGUCACGAAAAUACUGAAGUACAAUAACAAAGCAAUCAACGUCGAUGAAAUUCUGCCACAUUGGUUAUCUUGGCUACCGGUUGUAGAAGACGAAGACGAAGCUCCACACGUUUAUGGAUAUUUAUGCGACUUAAUAGAAGCAAACCACCCUGUAGUUUUAGGCCCUAAUAAUGCAAAUCUACCGAGACUUAUCAGCUUCUUUGCUGAAGCAUUAAAUGAAGAUGUUGUACCCUCUGACAAUCCUGUAAUGGCCAGGAUUCUUAUCAUUGUUAGGCAAAUUCAGAGCAACGAGUCAAUGUUCCAAGCGUGUAUAGCUGCUUUAACAUCGAAACAACAGCAGGCCCUACAUGAAGCUCUGAGUGCACAAAUCGCAAAUUAAAAAGCUUUCGCUUAUAAAAUCUUUCGAUUUUAAUGAUAUAACUAAAACACAAAAAUAUCUGUGCUUUUCCAAAUCUAAAUAACUGGAAAAUCACUGAUGCAACUUAGGUAAUCAAUAUCUUACCUACUCUUCUACAAGCAAAAAAAUAAAUAAAAUUUACGCCUCACGCAGCCUGAUAACUAGCAUACAGAGAUAAAUACAGGUGUAAUAGACUGUUUUGCUUAUUACUGUUAUUGUUGAUUAAAUAAUUUUCUUCAUUAUGUUGUAACAGUUCUAUCAGAACGACUAGAACAAAUUACCACAUAAUAGGAAAUCGUAAAUUCACUAUCUAUUGUCUCGUAAAUUAUGUCAGUUUAUAACAAAAAUGAAUUCUCAUUUACUUCACAUAAGUUCGCAAUGACGAAAUGACUAUUUUUGUAACCUACGUUAUUAAAUAUUUAAUUAUCUAAAGAAUCGUUGUUUAAAAAAAAAAAAAAAAAUAUUUAAAAGGAGAAAGAAGUAUUAAACUAUUACAGAAAUAUUUCCGAAAAAUAUUUAUAAAUUCAUGUUUCACCAGCCAUUAAAAAUGAUCCAUAUUAUAAAAACAUAAGUGUGUAUGAUUCAUUGUAAAUUUUUAUAAAAUCUUUUUC
This is a messenger RNA of Ceratosolen solmsi marchali, 4063 nucleotides long. It is a transcript of the gene Karybeta3, whose product is annotated as karyopherin beta 3. Lineage: Eukaryota; Metazoa; Arthropoda; Insecta; Hymenoptera; Agaonidae. Bases 144 to 3434 code for a protein of 1096 amino acids. Gene Ontology annotation, biological process: protein import into nucleus. The transcript has 14 exons. The record is from RefSeq and is a predicted model, not a curated record.